Thamnophis sirtalis is the source of this 1554-nucleotide messenger RNA. Lineage: Eukaryota; Metazoa; Chordata; Lepidosauria; Squamata; Natricidae. The record is from RefSeq and is a predicted model, not a curated record.
AUGCAUGGCUGUAGAACAUAUGACAUGGAACCAAACAACAACGGGCUGGAAACGUUAAUUUGGGAACGUUCUGUUUACCGACAGCUGUCAUCUCGGCCUUUGAGCAAGAUGUCUUGCGCCAGUCCGAAUAAACCCACCAAUGAAAUCACAGCGGUGCAUAUUGUGUCUAUCCAACCUCUGGACGAGAUCGGGGGUUGUCACCAUCCUAACCACCACGAGAUGCUGAGCCUCACUUCUGCACCGGACCCGGGAAUCUUCUUCGAGGAGCCGAAUUUCAUGGAAUGUAUUCCCUUCGACGACAUGCAUCCCCACAGAGUAUACUACAAGGGAACGCAAGUCGUCGAAAUGAUCGAGCUGCCGUUUUCUCCAGAGUCCAAGGAAUCUGAUUGUCCAUUACACAAACACGCACAUCAGGGAAGCGAGAAUUCUGAAGAAGGUCCUGAGAAGACCACCUCCUCUCCCUCUUCCUCCGAGCCAAAAAGCGAAGAGAAGCUUGAAACAGCUAACGUUGACGCCGAGGAAAAUAUAGCCUCCAACGGGGACACCAAUCAUGCCAGUCCUUCUAAGGAUCCAGAGGACGGCAUUGGGAUGUUGUACACCUAUACAGUGGAAUACCAAUGGUCCCCCAUGCUGAAAUAUUGCACCCUGGAAGAGAUGGGCUACAAACCCUUGCAAUUGCUGUCUCAUCCAAGGUCUCCAGAGAUGUACAAGCCACAACAUGAAGACGGAGAAGUUUCCUACAGCGGUUGUAGGAGAUCUGUAAGCUGGGAAGCCCCCAGCUACUCCGUAAGAUGGACUUCUGAAACGGAAUAUUGUGGUACACCUCCAUCCCACUGCCCUCCUCCUGUGCAGAGGUAUUGCCCCCCAAAAUAUUGUCCUCCAGCUGCAAAGGGUUGCCCAACCAAGCAGACAUAUUGUCCUUCAGUCCAAAGCUACUGUCCUCCCGUCCAACGGUAUUGUCCCCCGGCACAGAAGACGCGCCCGCCGAUCAAAUACUGUUCUCCUCCUGGACGGAAGGCCCACCCGCCUGCCCAGUGGCGUCUUCCCCCGGUGCAGAAGUGCCGUCCAACUGCCCAGUCGUGUUGCCGUCCUCCAGCGCAGAAGUUCUGGCGGCCUGCCCAGCGUUGCUGUCCACCUCCGCAGCAAUAUUGUCCACCAGCCCAAUCCUACUGUCCACCACCGCAGCCGUGCUAUCCACCACCUCAACAGAAAUAUUGUCCACCACCACAGCCGUGCUAUCCACCUCAACAGAAAUAUUGUUGUCCACCACCACAGCCGUGCUAUCCACCUCAACAGAAAUAUUGUCCACCACCACAGCCGUCCUAUCCACUUCAACAGAAAUAUUGUGCGCCGGUCCAGCCCUCCUGUCCACCACCCCAGCCGUGCUAUUCACCUCAACAAAAGUAUUGUGCGCCGGUCCAGUCUUACUGUCCGACCCCCCAGCCGUGCUAUCCCCCUCAACAGCAAUGUUGUCUACCAGUCCAGUCACCCCAGCCUGAGAUCUGUCAGAUCAAACAAGCUUGCAAAGCCCCUCUCCAUCUUCUGAAGAAGUAG